Sander lucioperca (pikeperch) is the source of this 1193-nucleotide messenger RNA. RefSeq lists its product as uncharacterized. The record is from RefSeq and is a predicted model, not a curated record. Lineage: Eukaryota; Metazoa; Chordata; Actinopteri; Perciformes; Percidae. Bases 276 to 977 code for a protein of 233 amino acids. The transcript is spliced from 4 exons.
UAGAGAACAUGGCGUCUUCACCUGUGGUUUGCCUUUACUAAUAAUCAGUUUAAGUGGAAGGAAGUGAAGAUUUGAUGUCAGAGCUGCAUACCAUCUACCAGCCGUCCUCACUUUGACCAGCAGCCUUUAGGUUGUAAGCAAACUGCCAUUGAUUUGAACCACUUGGUUACAUUUUUUUAUUUAUUUUGGGAUGAUUUUUUAUGAAUGUAGUUGUUAGUCCAAUCUACAAAUACUGUACAAUCAACUUUCUGAUUAACUGAAGGACUACAACAGCCAUGUUUUUGGCAGAAGCUGGAUGUGCGUUUAUCAUUUUCAUCCUGUACAUCUCAGGGGUUCAUGGACGUGUAAACAGCAUCUGUGCCUUAAAAGGUUCAUCAGUGGAUCUGCCCUGCUCAGCUCAACGUCCCACUACAACCAUGAAGUGGUACACUGUACACUGGGAUAGAUCUAAACCUGUUCAGAAGGAGCUCUCUACAGAUGAAAAUCAUGUGACGUACAACAUGGCUGCAGAGAGUAACUUCACUCUAACAAUCAAAGAUCUGAGACAGAGCGAUGCAAAUGUUUACUGCUGCAGAGAAACUACUGACAACCCAGAACUCUGCUGGCUCCACAAAACUGAGCUCCAUGUUGCAGACCUGCAGGUAAAGGUGAUUCCUGCCACAGAGGGACAGACAGUGACACUGAUGUGUAACACCAGCUGUCCUCUGACUGAAAACCCUGCAGUCUACAUCUGGUACAAGAACAGAGAGUUCCUCUAUCAGGACUGGUCUCCCUGGUACCAACAGCUGGUCAGCAGUGAGAAAGCAGUCAGAUACUCCUGUGCUAUCAAAGGCUACGAGGAUCUCAGAGCCCCUCAAGUCUCAGUGGAUUUUGUUGGAUCAGGCUACUUCAGUGUGACCUAUGCUAGAGGGAAAAUGUGUUCUCAUCACAACACAUCAGUGGAUGAGCCGUGCUCCAUCAGAUUUCCCAGAGGUUAAGUUUCUACAAACAUUCACAACCCUCUCAACCUCAGAACUUUAUCUAUUAGUCAAAAUAGGGAUCUAUUUCAGAAUUGGUCAUUUAUUUUGUGUUAACACUGUCAUAUCAUUGUGUUUUGUAUUCUAAUUUUUACUUACAUAUUUAACUACACAUUCUGUAUUUCUGUACAAUUCACGUGUUAUAUUUAACACAAGAUGUCAUUUAUGUAAUUUAUU